Messenger RNA from Magnolia sinica, 513 nucleotides. RefSeq lists its product as uncharacterized. Bases 1 to 513 code for a protein of 170 amino acids. The record is from RefSeq and is a predicted model, not a curated record. Lineage: Eukaryota; Viridiplantae; Streptophyta; Magnoliopsida; Magnoliales; Magnoliaceae. The transcript has a single exon.
AUGGCCCCCACCUGCAGCGACAUCCUUCCUCCAAAGGAAGAACAACACCACGAGCCGAAUCCAAUCGAUCAAGACUGCAACCGCCUUCGCCUCAUCACGUUCCGCCAGCUCAAAGCCCUCGCUCUUGUCACAGUCUUCUCCGCCACUGGCAUGGUUGCCAUCGAAGACUACGCCUUCGUAAUCUUCUCCAUCUUCUACGUAUACUUCCUCUCAAAAGUCGCAUUCCCCAUCCUCACCCCACAACUCGAACCUCCCGUCUUCAACAAGAGCCGUCUCCUAGGCCUCUACAUCGCUAUCUCAGCCCUGAUCAGCCUCUUCUUCCCGAUCGUCUACAUCUUCCAAGGUAUCUACAAACGAGAUAAGGAAGGAAUCAAAGCGGCCGUCCCGUUCGGCUUCCUCCUCGCUGCCCAAAUCUUCAUGGAAGGCCUGACGUUCUCCCGUCGCUUCUCGUCCAGGCAUUCGUGCCUGUCUUCUACAACACGAAGCGGCUCUUUACUAUCAUCGAAUGGUUGA